Ceraceosorus bombacis is the source of this 1865-nucleotide messenger RNA. The record is from the annotation of a GenBank genome assembly. Lineage: Eukaryota; Fungi; Basidiomycota; Exobasidiomycetes; Ceraceosorales; Ceraceosoraceae.
AUGGCGAAAAAGUCGAGCAACCCGAUGGAUGCUGCGCGUGAGUAUCGGUCUAAAAUGUCAAAACGGUCGCACCGCCAAAGGGCAAGACGGAGGAGCAGGCAGCUGACUGCGCAUCCUUUUCUUGCACUCGACACUCGAUUCGCAGGCAAAGCAGCGCGCAAACGAGAGUUGGAGAGAAACAAGGCAUCUCGACAAAAAGUCAGAGACGAAAUAAUGAUUCGGAAAGAUCCGCGUCCUCUACAAGCCGAAGUCCGACGAUUGGAGAGAUUGAGCUCCACUGGCAAUGGCAAGUUGUCUGCUAUCGACUCGAACGAGCUCAAGGAGAAAAGGGCAGAGCUGGAAGCAAUGUUGAGGUUAAAGGAAGAGUUUGUAGCCAAGCAUCCCAACAGCCGUAAACUCGUCUUUCCAGGGGAAGAAGAGGAGCGAGCGGAGAAGGAGAGACAGAGGAAGGCUGAAGAGGAGUCUAAAAUGGCUGCGGGUGCUGGCAAAGCAUCGUCUGGGCCAGCAGGUGGAGGACAGUAUGCGGGCAUAAUCCCGGAAAGAAGCGUCUAUUACGAUCCAGUGUUCAAUCCAACCGGUGCACCUCCUCCUGGAAUGCCGUACAGAGAGAAACGUGAGUGGCAUGUUGGUGAUCCAUCCACUCGCUCCUGUUUGACAGUGCAUUGCCCUUGGCGCCGCUCCUCUGCGUCUUACCAGCGCCUGAUCAGUGGCCUGCACCCCCGCUACCCUCGUCGCCACCACCAAGCUGGCCAACAACUUUUGACACCAGGUUCGAAGCGCAAGCAGGCGAGGAGAAAGCCGACGUGCUGUCUGGUGAUGAAGUCGGCACCUCAAAUUCGGAUACAGACUCCGACUCGAAUUCGGACGAAGAUGGGAUUCAGCUUCCCGAAGGUCCUCCACCUUUACCUCCAGCUGCCGACGUCGAGGUCAAAGAGGAGAGCGAAGAGGAUGACGACGAUGAUGACGACGGGAUCGUCAUGCCCUCUGGUCCGCCUCCUCCCAAAGUCGGAUCGAACGUCCCAGCUGGGCCUACUCAAAUGCACUACACCGGUCCGCCACCUGGCUUCGGCACGCACUCGGGCACAGACAUGCCUCUGGCCGCUCCCAAUUGGACAAGCCACGGUCCAAUGUCCGGUCCAGGACCUUUUCCAGCAGGGCUUAGUGACCAGAUGAGGCCUCCAACAUGGCAGGCUGGGCCGAGCCAAUUCAGACCACCGCCUCCAAUGCGUCCCUUUCCAAGAGCAGGUGCACCGAGAGGAUUUGAAGGAUACGCCGCGCAUGCAGGCGCGGGCGGAGGCGUACGUGCAGAUCCAAUGGCCUUGAAUGGAGAAGUGAGGCCCACUUAUCAAAGCUGGCGCGCACGACCUCGACCUUCCCCUCAUACUCUCCAUCCUUCUCCAUCCGGACCAAAUUCCGUGCCAGCAAGAGCUCCGACCGGUCCUUCCGCCUCUUCUGCCGCCGCUUCCCAUCAUUCCCGGCCACGAGCUCCCGGUCCACCACCAGUGCGACCGCCAACAUCCAUCUCCGCCGCUCCUCAAAUGCGCGAUUUCAGAAAAGAAGCUGCAGAAUUUGUUCCGCCCGCCUUGGCUCGCAAAAGAGCCGCGCAGAGAGCUCAGGCUGCUAAAGGAGGUCUGCCAGGUAUGGUCGAUGCUGCACCUGCAUCUGGACCCAGAGCAGAUCAGCAAGAGGCGACUUCUUCAAAAGAUGACACACAAAGGAUCGGCCUGAUGGACAGGCUCAAACCUCAUCUCAAUACGAGCCGGGAUGCGCAGGAAGCAAGUCCCAGGUCUGGCCAGGCUCCAGGCAGAAGGAAGAAGGAUGACGAGUAUGAACGAUUUUUGGGCGAUAUUGGGGAUCUACUCUGA